Quercus robur (English oak) is the source of this 780-nucleotide messenger RNA. RefSeq lists its product as uncharacterized. NCBI's taxonomy places the organism in Eukaryota, Viridiplantae, Streptophyta, Magnoliopsida, Fagales, Fagaceae. Bases 1 to 780 code for a protein of 259 amino acids. The record is from RefSeq and is a predicted model, not a curated record. The transcript has a single exon.
AUGGAAGACUACAGGAAUCUGUUGGACCAGUUAGUCCUAGAAAGGAGGUUGAAGCAGCUACUGCACCAUUAUAGUGGCCAAGCGGGGCAGACAGGUUCGAAUCCUCGGAGAGAUUCUUCUUCAAGACCUCCUAUGGGAACAAUCAAUGUCAUCUUCGCUGCCCUCGGUAGGAUCGGUUCUUGUCCGUCUAGAGUGAUGUCUGUGGCUCGGCUAUCAACCGAAGAUAGCAAUUCAGAACCAAAAAGAGCCAGAAAAGAGGCCCCGCUGGUCCUAGGCUUCUCGGCUGACGAUAAGAUUGGAACUAUCCAACCCCAUGACGAUAUUUUGGUGGUCACACUCAAGAUAGAGGGGUACGAUGUGAAAAGAGUGUUGGUAGAUCAGGGAAGUGCUAUUGAGAUAAUGUACCCCGACCUGUACAAAGGGCUAAAUUUGAAACCCGAGGACUUAACAGCGUAUGAUUCCCCACUAGUAAGUUUCGAGGGGAAGACAGUUACUCCAAGAGGUCACAUUAGACUGCUCAUACAGACCGGUUCGGGUGUGGUGGAAGUGGACUUCAUUAAGGUGGAUGCUUAUUCACCUUAUACGACUAUUGUGGCCAGGCCUUGGCUUCAUGCCUUAGAAGCCGUUUCUUCUACCCUCCAUCAAAAGGUGAAGUAUCCAUCCAACGGCCAAGUUAAAGAAAUUGUAGGGAAUCAAUCCAUGGCUAGGCAGUGCAUGGUAGCUGCCAUUUUGCAUAGGCCCAAUGCGGAGCCCUUGGCCUCUACUGAAAGGAACUUAUAA